AUGGAUAUCCGGAAACUCGAGAUCCCUUCACAAGUCAACCUUCUCUCCGAUCGAAUCCGCUCCCGAGAACAAGUUUCACUAGAUGCUGAUGAUAUGGCACUGGAGGAUGAUGAAUUAGAUGACGAGGAGGAUCAGAAAGAAUCAGGUUUAGAGGCUUCUGAUGGAAGUUUUGAGAAGCAGAAGUUCUCUAGGGAGCAAAGAGAGCAUAACCGGGCGAUGAAUGUGAAGAGAAAGAGAGACUUUGUCUGUUUAGAGAAAGUUAAUGGAGAGAUGGUUAACAUAUUGGAGGGACUCGAAUUACAUACCGAAGUUUUAAACGCAGCGGAACAACAAAAGAUAGUCGAUAAAGUGUAUGAGCUACAAGAAAAGGGACGAAAAGGAGAGCUAAAGCGUGCAUUUACUCCUCAAGGCAAAGGACGUUCCGCUAUUCAAUUCGGCUGUUGUUUCAAUUACCGUACAAGCAAAGAUGGAAAGCCGUCGGGGAUACUUAGAGAUGAAACUGUGGAUCCGUUACCUUUUCUUUUCAAGGAGAUCAUUAGAAGAUUGGUUAAAUGGCAUGUCUUGCCUCCAGCUUGUGUACCUGAUUGUUGUGUUGUCAACAUUUAUGAUGAAGGUGAUUGCAUACCUCCUCAUGUCGAUAAUCGCGAUUUUCUUCGCCCGUUUUGUACCGUUUCUUUCCUUAGUGAAUGCAAUAUCCUCUUCGGAUCAAACUUGAAAGUUGAGGAAACCGGUGAAUAUUCGGGUGGUUCAUACUCGUUACCGCUUCCUGUUGGAUCAGUGCUUGUGUUAAACGGGAAUGGAGCUGAUGUAGCUAAACAUUGUAUCCCUGAAGUUCCCACGAAAAGAAUAUCAAUCACAUUUAGGAAAAUGGAUGAGUCAAAACGUCCACUCUGGUUCACACCUGAACCUGAUUUGCAUGGGCUUCAGCCAUUGCCAUACGAGCCGAUCAUCUGGCUCCUCUGA
Messenger RNA from Microthlaspi erraticum, 963 nucleotides. The record is from the annotation of a GenBank genome assembly. Lineage: Eukaryota; Viridiplantae; Streptophyta; Magnoliopsida; Brassicales; Brassicaceae.